AGUGCUAACCCUAGGUGGGGCUUAAACAAAAGUGGGAUGAUCUCGUCUCCAAAGCGCUUACAUAUCGAUGACACAUGUCAAAUCCUCUGGAAGCUCAUGGUAAACUAGCCGAGAGAGACAGGGACACCACAGAGCCGCACCGGGCACAGGAUAUCAAAGCAUGUCCACUUGGAAGGUGGCUGUAAUUAUUGGGCUGGGAGUAGGUGCAAUGCUUAUCAUGCAAAGCGGAGACCUGCUGGACUCGGUAGGCAACGGGUACCCUAUAUGGAGGGAAACGGGGCUGCUCGCGCGGGCUGUGGUCUGCAUCAUCGCCGUGUUUUCCCUCCUCGCCAUUGGCUGGCUGCACGGGCUGCUCUUCAGUCCCCUGGAGCUGCUUAGGGGGCCCGACGAUGUGGGAUACAUCGCCGAGGACGGUCGCUCCAGAGCCCAGGCGGCGAACGAGGUCCGCCGCAGGAGGAAAACCGGAGAGCUGCCUCCGGUCUAUCCGAACGGCUGGUACCGAGUGCUGGACUCACACAUGCUGAAGAGGGCCGAGGUCAAAAGUGCAUCUGUUCUAGGUGAGCAGGUGGCAGUGUUUCGGGACCAGGAUGGGAAAGCCUACGUGGUAGAUGCCUACUGCCCUCACCUGGGUGCCAAUCUGGCUGUGGGAGGACGGGUGGUGGGAAGCUGCAUAGAGUGCCCAUUUCAUGGAUGGCAGUUUCGGGGGAAUGAUGGCAAGUGUGUGAGGAUCCCUUAUGCAGAUAAAGUGCCAGAGUUCGCCAAGGUGCGCUGCUGGCCCAGCUGUGAGGUCAACAGGCAGAUCCUGGUUUGGUUUCACUGUGAUAAAGAAGAUCCUCAGUGGAGCGUUCCAGAGCAGCAGGAAAUUACAAAGGGCGAGUGGGUCUAUCGGGGCAGAACGGAACAUUUUAUCAACGCUCACAUAGAGGAGAUCCCUGAAAAUGCAGCAGACAUCGCCCACCUCGCCCACCUUCACACACCGGGCAUUUUAAGUGGAGUAGAUCUGCGCUACACCUACAGCAAAACCUGGGAGUUUGUGCGGCAUGACUGGAAGGUUCAAUGGGAACCAGAGCCAGAGCCCAACAAACAUUGUUCUCAGAUGUUGGUGAAACAUGCGCUGACUGUGUUUGGAUGCCACUGGUCUCUGCUGGACAUUUGUGUCGUGGCAAGACAGGUGGGUCCAGGAGUGGUGUUCCUGCAGUUUGAACACAGUUUCUUGGGCCGGGGUGUUAUCUUGCACUGUGUGACUCCAGUGGAGCCUCUGUUGCAGUGUGUCUCCCACACCAUCUACUAUCAGUCUAACAUCCCACCUCUGGUGCCCAAAUUCAUCCUCAAAGCAGAGUGCAUUCAGUUUGAGCGCGAUGUGAUGAUCUGGAACAAUAAGAAGUACAUCUCCAAGCCUCUCCUCGUGAAGGAAGACUCAGCCAUCCAGAAGCACAGGCGCUGGUACAGUCAGUUCUACAGCGAGAACAGCCCGCGGCUGCAAUACCAGCGUGACACUUUGGACUUCUGACCUCCCUGAACUAAAAGUGGAGAGAUCAGCAGAGAAGAUGUCAGGUCAGGGUUGACAUUAAUCAGAAGUGUCAGAGGAGGGGAGUCCACAAUUGAUUUUCUUCUGUCACAUAUACAGUAAUAAAUUAAAGGAGGAAAAGGAGACCUGAUUUGUUUGUUGGGAUGGGGCUCUUUUAAAAGCCUGAAACUUAUGUUAAACCGUAUAACCGUCUCUUCUUCUUCGUCCGCUUAUCCGGGGUCGGGCUGCGUUGGGCAGCAGCUCCAGCGGGGGACCUCCCAAACUUCCCUUUCCCGA
Perca fluviatilis (European perch) is the source of this 1804-nucleotide messenger RNA. Its product is annotated as cholesterol 7-desaturase nvd. NCBI's taxonomy places the organism in Eukaryota, Metazoa, Chordata, Actinopteri, Perciformes, Percidae. Gene Ontology annotation, biological process: cholesterol metabolic process; chlorophyll biosynthetic process. Gene Ontology annotation, cellular component: chloroplast. The transcript has 7 exons. Gene Ontology annotation, molecular function: chlorophyllide a oxygenase activity; 2 iron, 2 sulfur cluster binding. The coding region runs from base 161 to 1510 and encodes 449 amino acids. The record is from RefSeq and is a predicted model, not a curated record.